GCCAAAGCCCGAAGAAACACAGCUCAUUGUUGGCAGCUGCCGGGCGGUCCUGCCGAGCUGUGAGGGCAGCGCAGGGGGAAAUAAAAGGGAAAGGCUCCGAGUCUGCCCCAGCGGCCGCGGCGGAACCUCGGCGCCCCACUCCGCGAGCAGCGAGCGCCCCGCACGCCCGGGAGCUCCCCUCUAUGUGCUGCUGAGCCGGUCCUGGACCGCGCGAUCCCGCCCUCGGUGUUCGGAGCAGAAAUCGCAGAGACGGAAGGACUGGACAUGGCAGACCAUAUGAUGGCCAUGAACCACGGGCGCUUCCCCGACGGCACCAACGGGCUGCACCACCACCCUGCCCAUCGCAUGGGCAUGGGGCAGUUCCCGAGCCCCCAUCACCACCAGCAGCAGCAGCAGCCCCAGCACGCCUUCAACGCCCUCAUGGGCGAGCACAUACACUACGGCGCGGGCACCAUGAACGCCACGAGCGGCAUCAGGCACGCCAUGGGGCCAGGGACUGUGAACGGAGGGCACCCCCCGAGCGCGCUGGCCCCGGCGGCCAGGUUUAACAACUCCCAGUUCAUGGGCCCCCCGGUGGCCAGCCAGGGAGGCUCCCUGCCGGCCAGCAUGCAGCUGCAGAAGCUCAACAACCAGUAUUUCAACCAUCACCCCUACCCGCACAACCACUACAUGCCGGACUUGCACCCUGCUGCAGGCCACCAGAUGAACGGGACGAACCAGCACUUCCGAGAUUGCAACCCCAAGCACAGCGGCGGCAGCGCGGGCGCGGGCGGCGCGGGCGGCAGCGGCAGCGCCGGCGGCUCGGGCGGCACCUCGGGCGGCGGCGCGGGCGGCAGCGGCAGCGGCGGCAGCAGCGGCGGCGGCGGCGGCGGCAGCAACAUGCCCGCCUCCGUGGCCCACGUCCCCGCGGCAAUGCUGCCGCCCAAUGUCAUAGACACUGAUUUCAUCGACGAGGAAGUGCUUAUGUCCUUAGUGAUAGAAAUGGGUUUGGACCGCAUCAAGGAGCUGCCCGAACUCUGGCUGGGGCAGAACGAGUUUGAUUUCAUGACGGACUUCGUGUGCAAACAGCAGCCCAGCAGAGUAAGCUGUUGACUCGAGCGGGAGGGGGGGGGGCGGGGGACACCAUCCCCACACACACCCCUGCGAAAGAAAUCAACCCCCCAACUAUCGGUGUGAAUUAAAAGAAAACAAACAAAAAAAAGCAAAACAAAACAAAAAACAAACAAAAAAAACCCCAUUCCCUUAGACACAGUAUCUCACUUUUCAGAUCUUGAAAGGUUUGAGAACCUGGAAACAAAGUAAA
Messenger RNA from Oryctolagus cuniculus (rabbit), 1303 nucleotides. RefSeq names its product Cbp/p300 interacting transactivator with ED-rich tail 2 (gene CITED2). Gene Ontology annotation, biological process: left/right pattern formation; sex determination; regulation of DNA-templated transcription. NCBI's taxonomy places the organism in Eukaryota, Metazoa, Chordata, Mammalia, Lagomorpha, Leporidae. Gene Ontology annotation, cellular component: nucleus. The record is from RefSeq and is a predicted model, not a curated record. Gene Ontology annotation, molecular function: transcription coactivator activity.